This is a messenger RNA of Nymphaea colorata (pocket water lily), 932 nucleotides long. Its product is annotated as blue copper protein-like. Gene Ontology annotation, molecular function: electron transfer activity. Gene Ontology annotation, cellular component: plasma membrane. The record is from RefSeq and is a predicted model, not a curated record. Lineage: Eukaryota; Viridiplantae; Streptophyta; Magnoliopsida; Nymphaeales; Nymphaeaceae. Bases 92 to 682 code for a protein of 196 amino acids. The transcript has 2 exons.
AACAUCUUCAAUCACCCACCUCUCUCUCUCUCUUUCUCUCUCAGUACUGGUUCAUCUCUUUCCCUCUCAGUACUCGCUCAUUGACAAGGGAAUGGCAAUGGCUUGCACCACAACUGCCGCCCUGCUCUCUUUGUGUUCGCUCUUCGUUUCCAUCCUUGCAAAGGAUUACACUGUUGGCGACAGCAAUGGCUGGACAUCGGGAGUUGACUACACCCAGUGGACUAGUGGCAAAACCUUGCUUGUUGGCGACAACCUCAUCUUCAACUAUUCCCCAAUGCUCCAUACUGUGAUGGAGGUAUCUUCAGCAGACUACAGUAGUUGCUCCUCGUCAGUCCCUCUAAAUGCUGACACCAGCAGCGGCAGCACCACCAUCGCAUUGACGUCGGCGGGGAGUCACUACUUCAUCUGCGGCACCCCCAGCCAUUGCUCCGGCGGGAUGAAGAUGGCAGUGCUGGUUUCAGCAGCAACCGGUCCAACCACCCCCUCCCAGCUCCCAACUCCCACGACGACCCCCACCACCACCACUCCUUACUCGACGACCCCUUCGUCGAUCGUGCCACCCGGGACGACGACCCCAACCACUUUCCCCUAUGGCAGCUCUGCACCUGCUGGUCUGCUCAGUUUGAGCUCUGCGGUGAUCGGAGGAGCCAUGACCGCUGCUGCUGUGGCGAUUCUUUCAUGAGCUGCCAGGGGAGAGACAGUGCUCUGGUGUCCCUCGUGCGCCUUUCGUCCGAGCUCAUUCUCCCCCUCUUCUGAUGUUGGUCUUUCUUGGUGUAUCUACGUGCUGGACUCCAAUGCGUCUUCCUUACAAAAAGAGGCUUUGAUCAUUGUUCCAAGGUCCUCGUGUAUGAUUUAGAGAGAGUUGUUUAUAUAGUUUUAUGGUUGUAAGUGAUUGUUGUGUAAUUUGAAGAGUAUAGUGAUUCAUUGGCUCA